Molecule: messenger RNA, 1017 nt
Organism: Linum tenue
Lineage: Eukaryota; Viridiplantae; Streptophyta; Magnoliopsida; Malpighiales; Linaceae
Source: the annotation of a GenBank genome assembly
AUGGUUACAAAAAUAGUCAAUGCGUGCUGUCUGUUGCACAACUUCAUACGUGGAGAGGUUGGUGCUGAUGUGUUCGAGAGGUUGUAUGUUGAUGAAGAUGAAGACGAUGAACCAGAUGUGGAUGAAGAGCUUAUACUUCAUAUCCAGCCUUCAAUAGAGUGGUCAGAUUUUAGACAAAAAUUGGCACAAGAUAUGUGGAAUGCUAGGCCAUGGGCUGGUAUGGCAACUAACCAGGAUGUUAAUGACGAGGUUAAUGGUGAGGUUAAUGAUGCUGGACAACAGAGGCUAAGGGAGUACAAGUCCUGGUCAGAGACUCAUGAUGUAGUGUUCAUCGACUGCCUACUGGACUUGGUUCAGUCUAGGGAGGUGGAGUCAGGAAACUUGAAGAACGGGGGAUCAAGAAGCUGGAGGUCACGACAUCGCUGGUUCAAGAACAAGUACAACGCCAUAUAUGAUGUCCAAAAUGGAAGUUGUAGUGGGUUUGGUUUGGAUGAGUCCAAGAAGAUGAUUGUUGCUGAUGAUGAUGUUUUCAAGGAUUGGGUUAAGACCCAUCCAGCGUUUUCUGGACUCAACAGCAAGGCCUUUGUCUAUUUCGACCAGCUUAGCAGAAUCUUUGAGGAGAUGAUAAAUGAAGGUGUUAACCAUAGAGAGUUGCUUGAUGAACCAGAAACAGGUCGUGGUAAGACAACUAAUGUAGCUGGAGGUAACAAGAGGUCAAAGACCGAUAAAAGUUCUACGAGUCAUGUUGUGGCUGCUGAGAUCGAGAAAAUGCGUCCUCUAAUGGAGAAGGCUAGCAUGAACAUUGAGAGGAUGGCGAAUAGCUUUUGCCAUGAAGAUCCAUUGAUGAUUAGGAGAGGAAGUCUGUUUAAGGAGCUGUCUAAUGUUGAAGGUUUGACACAGGAUCAAGUGCUUUCAGCUGCUAUAAUCCUUGUCAAGGACGAUAGGAUUGCCCAGCUCUACUACCAACUGCCCACAGAUGAAAAAAAGCUUCACUUUCUACUUGGUCUCAUCAACUAA